AUGCCUUGCUUGCGAGGUAUUGAAUUAUCUCUCGUCAUUCAGCCAGAAUCGCUGUCAUUGCCUGAGUUUCCACACCCCGACGCUUCUUCAUUUCGCGUUGUAUCUCUGGAUGAACAUUCGCAGACAGAAGAAAAUGAGGUGAGCACUCAUGGCCCGGACUCGGCUCGUAUCCAAAAACUAGCUCCGAGAGCUUCUGUCUAUAUACCUUCAACGCCAGGCUCUCGGUUCUGGGUACAAUACCAUAUCCAUCGUAGUCCAGAGCCUUCAAGCUAUCUCCUCUUCAAAGUGUUUAUGAAUGGCCGCCAUAUCACGAGCUGUGGAAUCAAGCACGGUGUCGUAUCGGGCACAAUCAGUCGAGCCCUCUACGAGCCAAGCGACAGAUGGCACUUGAAGCAAAAUGGAACUCUGCUCAAAAGAAGCGGAAUUGAGUCUCGCUCUUUCUGCUUCUCUCCUGGCCCUGAUGCCGUUGAUGUAGCUGACGAUGGAGGCGUUAUCGAAGUUCAAGUUUUCCGGGCAAAGAGUCGACGAAGAUGCACUGCUCAACCAGUUCCACACCGUGACCAGCAGCAGUAUGGCAUAACAUCACCCUCAACAGGACUUCUUGAACACCCUGAAGAUGCUGUUUACUAUGAGUGGGUUCUACACGAUGCCGUAGAGGCACCGUUUGCGACAUUCUGUUUUCACUAUCGAGCAUGGGCAUAUCUAUGGGACCUCAAUCUCGUCACUGAUGGUAGCAACUCUCCGCUACACAAUCACGGACUUGGGGAAGGGCUUGGCAAAAAUCGACGCAGCGAUAUUGCUCACGACAGAUCGAAAGGCGAAGUAGAGUCUUCCCGCGAAGAAUCGGACUUGGGGAACUAUGAUGAAGAUACGAAAAAUACUCAAGUGAUUGAACCAGAAACGACUCGCACUCGUCCAUAUUCGCAACGUGAAGCGCUACCGAACAAAGAGCUGAAAUCCUCGAAGCCAAUCAACCGUCAACCUUCCCACCGCAGAAAACCUUCUCUCCACUCAACAGCAUCACUCAGGGAGAUACCACGCUCGGGUGACCCGUUCAUCACAUUCUUGCUCCCACCGGUCAUGGAGGAAGAGGAUCCAUUUACGAGUCCCUAUAUUCCUCUUGGACACGAAAUGCCAACAACGUCUCCGACUCGUUCUUACUAUCGACACAAUGCCCGUUCACGCGUUCACAGGCCACUGCCAACAGUGAAUGAAGUCCCAAAGCUGGAAUGA
Molecule: messenger RNA, 1233 nt
Organism: Trichoderma asperellum CBS 433.97
Lineage: Eukaryota; Fungi; Ascomycota; Sordariomycetes; Hypocreales; Hypocreaceae
Source: RefSeq, a predicted model, not a curated record